Rhopilema esculentum is the source of this 2821-nucleotide messenger RNA. Its product is annotated as isoaspartyl peptidase/L-asparaginase. Gene Ontology annotation, cellular component: cytoplasm. Lineage: Eukaryota; Metazoa; Cnidaria; Scyphozoa; Rhizostomeae; Rhizostomatidae. Gene Ontology annotation, molecular function: asparaginase activity. The record is from RefSeq and is a predicted model, not a curated record.
UUUAACAUUCAAAAAUUCAAAAAAUAGGUUUUAGUGACGUCACACUUUAAAACACUAUUGGGGCAAAGGUUGUUGUAGUUUCAAGUAUCCUAUGUCUAUGAGUUGUUGGCCUUUUUUUGGUAACGUCCAUGAGGCUUUUUGACGAGUGUUGUCAGUUGUUAAAGAUUUUUUGAGCCAGAAAAAUGAAACCAUGCAUAAUCGUUCAUGGAGGUGCAAGUAAUAUUGCAGAUAUUUUUGUUGAAAAAUGCAAACUUGGGACAAGGAAUGCUGCUAAGACAGGAUAUGCUGUUCUCAGAGAAGGAGGUUCUGCACUAGAUGCAGUCUGCGCAGCUGUAACAUCACUAGAAGACAAUCCAGUUUUUAAUGCAGGUCAUGGCUCUUGCCUCACAGAAGACGAGACUGUUGAAAUGGAUGCAUUAAUCAUGGAUGGUGACACAUUGAGAAUAGGUGCUGUUGGAGCUGUCACUGAUAUUGCCAAUCCUGUACAAUUAUCUAAGAAGAUUCUUGAAAACACACCUCAUUGUAUGCUAGUGGGACAUGGUGCAAGUAAAUUUGCCAAAAAAGUGGGACAUCCAGUUUUAUCAGACCCAGCUGAAUUGAUUGUUGCAGAAAGUGUUUUGAAAGCAAAGUUAGCUGGCAGAUUUAGCUUUGAACAAAGUGUGAAAACAUAUUUCAAUAACAUAAUCCACUCAAAGGAUAUGCAAGAAUUAGAAGAAAUAGCAAGCAAGAUGGCAAGAGCAGAAGAUGUAGACCCCAAAAAUGGGAGUGUUGGCCAUGAUACUGUUGGUGCAGUUGCAAUUGAUGGAAGUGGAAGAAUGGCUUGUGCUACAUCCACAGGUGGCAUACCUGGUAAAUGGGUUGGCCGUAUUGGUGAUAGCCCACUGACAGGUUGUGGGGGAUAUGCAAACAAAUUCGGUGGGGCUGCAUCUACUGGCCAUGGAGAAUCUCUGACCAAGACAACCAUAUGUAGACAGGCAGUUUACUACAUGGAGAAUGGGGAUGAUGCACAAACAGCAGCAGAGAAAGCAAUAAAAUACCUUGGAAAUGAGACCGAUGGGAGGGGUGGUAUCAUUUGCAUCAGCAAUAAAGGUGAUAUUGGAUUCUCCUUUUCAACUUUCAGAAUGGGAUGGGCUUUUAUUGCUAAUGACAAAAUCAAAUUUGGAAUUGACCAUGGAGACAAAUUUGAAACAAGCUUAGAGGAGGAAAUAUAGAGGAAGUCUCUAUCAAAUGGAGCAUUGCCAUUUCUGGUUGAUAGAAUUUAAAAAUUUUGCUCUUUGAAAAGUAUUUGGACUUUUUAAAAAAAUGCUGCCCAGAAAUUUUGACCGGGAUUACCCAGAAUAUUCUGAGGCUAUCAAAACAAUUAAAUUUCUUAUAUUAACAUUUAAUAGAUAAUAUAUAUUCUAGUGAUUUUAUGGUCACUUUCUAUAAUAUCUCAAUGGGAAAGCUUUGAACGUUUUUGAAAUAAAAAACAAGAUAUUUAAUAAUAUAGACUUGUGAGUUUAUGGUUUCUUUGUAUAAAAUCUCAGUGGCCAAGCUGUACAUUUGUGAAAUAUGUAACAUGGAUAUUCUAUGUAAUAUCUCCAUAUGACAUGUUAUAAACUUUUAUUGUGCCUGCAUUAUUUUUAGAUAUAGUGUCUGACACUUCCUGAUAUAAUCUUCACAUUUCGUGUUCAAAUGUGUUGAGUAGUAAUCUCAAGUUUAUGGAUGCAAUUAAACCUACACAACCAAUAAAACAUUGGUUUAAUGUGAUCCUAAAAUUUUCAAACUCAAAGAUUACUGCAUUUUGAUAUUACAUAAUGCAUUAUUUUUUUAUACAAACAGUUUUAUAACAGCAAGAGCUUCAAAAUUUGCUCAAAAGUUGAAAACAAAAUAAAAACAAGCUGAGGCUGAGCUUACUGUAAAAUAUUUCAAAAACAAAGAUUUUUCGCCAUGUUUGGGUGCUUUUUCAAGGAAUAUUCAAACAUGGCAGCAAAUGAAGGUUGUCUCCACACUUUGUUGGCAAAAGAGGCCUGAACACCUCCUCCCUAGAGCCGUAAGCUAGCAAUUACACUGCUUAUAACCUAUAAACUUAAGAACAAAUUAAGAACAAUCCAGCCUCUGAUUUUCGAAAAAAUUAAGAACAACCAGCCUGAACACAAAUUUACUGGUUCUUAUAAAAAAAUGUACUGUGAUUCAUCCUGUACUUUGGGAAUUUUUGGCACAUAUUUUUCAAGUUCAGGUGAUUUGAAAAUUUGUGCACAUCUUCAAUUUUGCAAGCAAUUAGGAAAAACUGGCUACAAUUUAUGGCAAGUAAAAAUCCUAGAAUGCAUACUGACUUGAAGGUUUGGAAGAUACCAAGCUCCAGUGGUGCCAUGGGGCCGGGAUCAGCCCCCCUUGAUAAAAUUCAGAGAGAUUCUGAGGGGGCUCAUGCCCCCUCUAAAAAGUUAGUUCAUAUUUGGUUGGACGAAUUCUGUGUUGGCAACCCUCUAUUAUAAUGUAGGUUUCUUAUGAAUGAGUUUCUUAUCAGUCGGAUUGUCAUUGAAUAGUUUGAAUGAUUCCUACACACAAAAGAGAAUCUUUAACACAAUUGCAAGUACAUUGGGUGUGAUGAGCGUAUGGCCUCGUGGGCAGCCUCCUUCCUAACUUUUAACAGUGUCCUUCAGUAUUUCAUUUUUCCUUGCUGACAAUUUUAUGUAAAAUAUGCUUUUUAAAUCUUUUAAUCGUUUAUGUUAGCACUAUCGUAUCACUUGUAAUUAUCUAAAAUAUACUGGUAAUGAAAUGUUGAAAAUGUUGAAUGUUGUUUUAGGACGGCACCCUUGCCAAGCUCCUAUUCGCUGAAUUC